AUGGAUCGUCGCCUGACCGAUCGGAUUGCCUCCAUCCCACCCUCCCAACCGACGAAACCAACCAUCUACCUGAUCCGUCAUGGGGAGAAGCCCCCGGAUCCCAGCGACAGCGGUCUCAACGCCGACGGCUUCAAGCGCGCAGAAUGUCUGCGUUCCGUCUUCGGCGCCCACUCACCAUAUGAUAUCGGAUAUAUAAUGGCACCACACAUCAACUCCCUCGGCCAACACCGGCGCUCCUACGAAACCGUCCUCCCGCUCGCCCACGAUCUCUCCCUGCCGAUCGACACCUCCUGUAAGCGCAAUGACGCGAAGUGCGUGGCGCGGAAGAUCCGUCACUACCGGGGGCCCGGCAAUAUCCUGAUUUCAUGGCGGCAUGGAAAGAUGGCGAAUAUCGUCCGCGCCUUGGGCUCGGAUGACCCACCCGUUUAUCCUGAAGAGCGGUUCGAUUUGAUUUGGACGAUUCCUUGGCCGUUUGACAACAUUACCUCGAUUGAGAGUGAGAGUUGUGUUGGUUUAGAUGACAAGGGAUCCGACGCUGAAUUCUUGGAGCUUUAG
Messenger RNA from Aspergillus japonicus CBS 114.51, 555 nucleotides. Its product is annotated as putative phosphoglycerate mutase family protein. The transcript is spliced from 4 exons. Lineage: Eukaryota; Fungi; Ascomycota; Eurotiomycetes; Eurotiales; Aspergillaceae. The record is from RefSeq and is a predicted model, not a curated record. The coding region runs from base 1 to 555 and encodes 184 amino acids.